Molecule: messenger RNA, 1646 nt
Organism: Sapajus apella (tufted capuchin)
Lineage: Eukaryota; Metazoa; Chordata; Mammalia; Primates; Cebidae
Gene: FAM187A
Product: family with sequence similarity 187 member A
Exons: 1
Coding region: 75-1319 (414 amino acids)
Source: RefSeq, a predicted model, not a curated record
UGCUUUCUAGGAGCCCCAUGAGCCUUUAAUACAUUGGUUUUGCCCUGCACCUCUGACCCCUCCCUCCUUCAGGCAUGCACCUGGCCCUCACCACUGUGCUCCUGUGGGCAUGGGGGAGUCUCCAGGCCUUUGAAAUUGUGGAGAAGGAAAACAUUUUUCAGAAGACCCCCUGCCCCGCUUUCCUGAUGUUUGAAAAUGCAGCCUACCUGGCCGACAUGAGCUUUGAGCUUCCCUGCCACUGCAAACCUGAGGAGGUGCUGGCUGUAGUCUGGUUCUAUCAAAAGCACCUAGGUAGCAGCCACACCAAAGUGCUGACGGACUUCGAUGGGCGGGUGCUGACGGAGGCGGCCCAGGUGCAUGUGGGCAGUGACAUGCUGACCCGCUUCAGCAUCCGCAUGUUCAGCCUGUUGGUUUUCAGGGCCCAGCCUGAGGACUCAGGCCUGUACUUCUGUGGCACCCGCAAGGGGGACUACUUUUACGCCUACGAUGUGGACAUCCAGAGCAGCGAGGGAAUGGUGGCCACUUUCCAGGAUGAGGGCCAGGAGCCCUUCGCAGACGAGUACUAUGGGCACCUCCAUGUCUUCACCACCUUCUGGGAGUGGACCCCCUGUGACCGCUGCGGGGUGCGUGGGGAGCAGUGGCGCAUCGGCCUCUGCUACCUGCAGAGCCCAGACCUCUCCCCACGCUACCUCAAGGCGGUGCCCGACGUGGUGUCCUGUGGCUCAAGGGCUGUGCCGGGGAAGCUGCGGACCAAGGCCAGGGACCACAUGCCUGAGCUGCUGGUUCGGAGCUGCAUAGUCCCCUGUGAGAAGACGAAGACCAUCCGGGGGGGCAUCCUGGCCAUUGUUAACUAUGUGUCCAAGGUGGGCAGCCGGCCCUGGGUGCCCCAGGUGCCCAUUCAGUUCCACCAGCAGAGACUGGGCCAUGGGCUCAUCAUCUCCUGUCCCGGGGCCCGGCCAGAGCAUGCGGUGGCCUGGGACAAAGACCGCCAGCACCUCUACCGCACACAGUACCUGAAGGGCGUCAACAGGUCCAUGAGGGUGUUUAUUGACCACGGCAACCAGCUCCACAUCCGCUUCGCCCAGCUGGGUGACCGGGGCAUCUACUAUUGCUGGAGGCAGGGUGUGCGGGUUGCUGGCUUCCGGCUGGGCGUGACAUCUCGUGGGCGCUACCCAGCCUCGUUCUCGGAUCCUGAGACUCGCUCGGCCGUGGAGCUCACCCUGAUAGGCUACUUGCUCAUCACGGCAGUUUUUGUCACCGUUCACCUCUGUCAUUGCUGCUGUUACUUAUUUAGCUGUUGUCCCAACUUCUCCCCCUAGGAUUUCUCUUUCCCCAGUUCUGAAGACCUGUUGUCCUUCAAUGUGUUUGUUAAAUGAUACCAGAUGUCUCUGGUGGGUACCCUGGGCUGGGACUUGUGGUAGGGACAUGUGGACAAAUCUGUUAGUUACAGCCUGCUCCCCAUUUUCAUGGGCAAGUCUGGGGCCUGAGCUGAGAAGUGGAGGGGCCCUAAGGCUGGUGGGAGAAUGGGGACUGAGGUCAGGAUGGAACUAGCCAGGGCGUGCGUGUUUUCUGACUUCACACUUAGGUCAGAGAAGAAGGAGUGAACUCAUAUUUGUCCAGUGGUAAACACUGAUCAGCGCUGAAUC